This is a messenger RNA of Gigantopelta aegis, 3531 nucleotides long. RefSeq lists its product as uncharacterized. NCBI's taxonomy places the organism in Eukaryota, Metazoa, Mollusca, Gastropoda, Neomphalida, Peltospiridae. Gene Ontology annotation, cellular component: nucleus. Bases 36 to 2666 code for a protein of 876 amino acids. The transcript has 8 exons. The record is from RefSeq and is a predicted model, not a curated record. Gene Ontology annotation, molecular function: DNA-binding transcription factor activity, RNA polymerase II-specific; RNA polymerase II cis-regulatory region sequence-specific DNA binding. Gene Ontology annotation, biological process: immune system process; regulation of transcription by RNA polymerase II.
CGUCAGAGUCUUCUGCUUGCAAUUAUGUCUAUGCGAUGCCAGUUAGUUCUGCAACAGUAAAUUCUCAAAAUCUGGUUGGAGUAAUGCCUCAUAGCUUGCUCGAUUCAAAAGAAGGCAUUGAUAAGUCCAAUGAGUCCAAAGUUGUGAUGAUGCAGUCACAUGUUGCCUCGGCGCAGGAUGGUGGUACCUCCGUCAAUUUGAAUAAUGUUGACAGAGAAAGCAGAUUACAAAUGUGUGAAGACAUGGAAAAAGUAACGAGAGAUGAAAACAAGAGCAGUUUGUCGAAUAAUAGUAUUUAUGGUAGUAGCAAAAUGUCCCAGGAUUCACCUGUUGCCAGUGUGAGUAGUCGAAACAUGGAAGAGUUGGAUGAUUCCGAUAUGUCGCUGGGGGCACAGUUGUUGCUGAAUCUGUCUAACCAGAAUGUGCACCCCCCUGUGAUGAAACCAGUCUCUAACCCCCCACAAACUACUACUACUGCCACAGGAAUGGAGAAACCAUGUAUGGGUGGCAACAGUCAAUUUCCAUUCAGAAAUUUCAUCUUCCAAGUUUCUCAGCCAAUCAAAACGGAACCGCCUGACGAUUGGUCGGAAUCGACUGAUGUUAACAAUCUCGGCAGUUUUGUGUCGGUGAAACAGGAAAAACCCGACAUGGGCCAUGACAUGACUGUUCCAGCAUGCGUACCCGUUUCACAGCUCGACGUAUUGCCCACAGAACCGAGGACGAGGGAUACAACAUCGCUGUCGAAUCGUACCGCUGUGAUGGACAUUGGUGGACAGCUGCUGCGAGUCUCCAACAGCUCGCUACCACAGCCUGUCAGUCAGAUCAUUGAAGAGCACGUCUUGGCCAAUCGGAAUCUACCUCAUGUCCAACUCAAAACAGUUUCUAAGAAGAAUGGUGACUUGUCUACUGUGCGAGGUGUUGGUAACCGCCGGAAACACUCAUAUUGUCAGACGAAUUACGACGACUCGGCAGACGAGGCAUGUCAUGACACGGCGGAGAAGGACCCGAGUCUCUACAACAUAGACUGGGAGAAGGCGAAGAAGGCUAUUGAAGCGGAGAAACUAAGGGCAGCUCUUAGGAGUUCGCCGACCCAGAUGAAGUCGAAGCACCUGUCUCUGCACAGCAAGAAGCCGAUCCGGCCGGUUGACCGCCAGAAGAUGGGGCCGUGGCUGAAGAACCUGCUGGACAACGAGACGUGUCCGGGCCUCGUCUGGGUUGACCGCUCACACAAAGUCUUCCAGGUGUCAUGGCGACAUCGCGCCCGCAUGGGUUGGGACAUGAAGCUGGAUGGAGAUGUCUUCGAACGUUGGGCCAGGCAUACCGGUAUCUACUGUGACGGGGACCCGCCUGAGCCUCGACGGUGGAAGACAAACUUCCGCGCAGCUCUCCAUAGCAUGUCCGACGUGGAGGAACUUCCUGGAAUACGGAAAGGAAGAUAUGCAUAUAGAAGAUAUUAUUUCCGAGAUUUCGAUGAAUCUGAUGCUUCUGGUGAACCAUCAGGGAAGAAGUCCAAAAAGGAGGACAAGUCGAAGCUUGCCUCACCAGUAGCAGAUGCUGACCACGACGUAACUCCAGAUUUUACACCGGCAGCUUUUGGAAGCAGACACAAGAAAAGCACUGAGCAACCAGGUGAUACAAACCCAGGUGAUACAGACACCUCGUUAACAGGUGCUGACAGCAUGAAGGAUGAAAGUAGUGAUGUGGAAUCAACAAGCUCUGUCGAAUUGGCUCCCGAUAUUCUCGACCGCUCACAGAAUCCCAAGCUGCCCUCUUUCUGCGAAAGCAAUAUGUACAUUCCCUCCGCGGUGACGGUCCGAUCGUUCAACAUACCAUCGCAGGAGAUCCUCGGUAACGCCCACACAGUGGCACCCAGUACGACACCCGCCGAGCCCCACUCCACCCCCACCAGCUCUGUCCUGUCGGCCAUUUCACACCCUUCUGUCGCAUCCACCCCGUCAUCGGCAUCCCCCCGAUCGGCGGCAUCCCACACUUCUGUUGUGUCCAACUCUUCCAUUGUACCCACCACUUCCUUCCUGUUGGCUCCCGUUUUGCCAGUGUCUUCAGGCGGGUCCACUUGUGCUGGAGAUGUCAACCCGACCCCGAUCCGAAUCAUUCACACGUCGGUGGCGCCGAUACAGAUACCCAUCUCCAUGGGUCUCGUCCCUUCUUCCAUGGUCACCAUUCCGACGUCACUUGGUCAUAUCCCAUCUGUAGUUCCCAGCCUGUCUGCCGCCAGAUCAGAACAGUCUGUCGCCAGAUCAAGACCGUCUGUCGUCAGGUCAGAACUGUCUGUCGUCAGGUCAGAACCGUCUGCCGCCAAGCCAAAUUCAGCAUCAGCAUCAGCAUCAGCAUCAUCUUCAUCGUCACCAUCCGUUGCAUCGUCUUCGAAGGACACAGAAAGUAAACACCGGAAGACUGUCCGGUUGGUCGCGGGGAAGCGGAAGCGGAAGAAGUCUGAAGACGCGGGACCGGAGGAGGUCAAACCUUUCUGCACGUUCUGUGAGAAACUAGUGCGUAACCUCAGCACGCACCUCGACCGCAAGCACAGGAAGGAGACGGCCGUGGCGGAGGCUCUCAGCUUCCUGUCCUACCUCCGCAGCAAGAGCACUGCCACCAAACACGUCGGCAAGAUCUCCGACGAAUGCCACUCCAAACAAGCAGAGUAGUUCAAUCAGCAGGGCUUCUAGAUUAUGGUUGCCCCACUCCCAUGGCAAGUGAUAUUCGAUGUUGGGCUAGUAAAUAACUUCUAUUGCCUUGCCCGACAGGACUUCUAGAUUAUGGUAGCCCCACUCCCAUGGCUAGUGAUAUUCAAUGUUGGGCUAGUAAAUAACUACUAUUGCCAUGCCUGAUAGCUAGUGAAAAAACCCAGUUGUCAAAUGCUGCAUUUUAGUCUAUCGUGUAAAUUUGUAUAUCCUGCCCCCCACACCCACACCCCAAGUGUUUUUAAGCUCUCUCUCUCUCUUAGGGUGACAUUAUUAUCUGAUUAUUACUGUUAGUAAAAUUGUAUUAGCUUAAAGUAAAGUAGGGCUAGUGAAUGUUUUAACUGUGGCCAGUAAAUUAAAAAAAUCACUGAUCCCAUGGCUAGUGGAUUUUGUUAAAAUCUAGAAGCCCUGGAUUCAGUGUAAAUAUUAAUCAUGUUCGUUGGUGUGGUGUGCUUCUCAGCCUAUUGUUUUGUGCUGGGGUGUUGUUAAUCAUCUAUUCUAUUCUGUUUUCAGUCUGUUGUAUUUUAUUAAAGGACACAUUAACUCUCUGCUAAAAGUCUCCAAUCUUGGUUUCAGCACGUGAAAGUAGACACUAAGUUUGGUUAUUCUGUAAACUUGUAAGAGAAUUGGAUAAAGAUACACUAGAGUGAACUAAGAGUCUGUGAUGUUGAAGCAGGGAAAUAUACUUAAAACAUACACUUAAAACAUACACUUAAAACAUACACUUGUGCUUGUCUCCAUAAUUAGCCCAGUGGUAAAGCGCUCGCUUGAUGCAUGGUCGGUUUGUGAUCAAUCCCCGUCAGUGGGCACAUUGGGCUAUUUCUCGCUC